AUGCGAAGCCUGGAACGUGCCAAUUGUCACUGGGCCAACCAUCUGCGUCAAGGCCAUGCAGAGAUCCGAGACCAGAUGCUGGCCACCGACGACCACGACGAACCGAGCUACCUCCUUCGCCUGAAGUUUUCCAACGGCUGGCUUCAUCGAUUCAAGACCCGCUUCAAGUUGAAGUCACGCCGAGUGUACGGGGAAGCGGCCUCUGCAAGCGAGCGUACCGUCGAAGACGGUAGACGAAGCCUGCUGGCAGUCACAUCCGGCUACGACAAGCGCGACAAUUACAAUCUCGACGAGACCGCGUACUUUUACUGUUCCACCCCACCGAAGACCGUAUGCACAAAAGGCACCAACACGACGGCAUUCCUGCAGCCGCAAGAUGCGGGGAUCAUUCAAGGCAAGGUUGGAGUUCUGCGAGCAACGUACCUUGUGGAGAAGUAUGACAAGCUGGUCGCCAGUGCAGACGAGUCCAACAAAGAAAACUUCGGUAGCCUUGUCAACAAACUGCACGAAGUCAGUCUGGUAUCGUUGAUGAAGAAGUGUGCGAAUUGA
This is a messenger RNA of Aphanomyces invadans, 549 nucleotides long. RefSeq lists its product as hypothetical. The transcript is spliced from 2 exons. The coding region runs from base 1 to 549 and encodes 182 amino acids. Lineage: Eukaryota; Oomycota; Saprolegniomycetes; Saprolegniales; Verrucalvaceae. The record is from RefSeq and is a predicted model, not a curated record.